AUGUUGCUUUCAAUACUCCUCUCCCCGGUCGUCCUCUUCGCCUCAAUCACCACCCUCCUCUACCUCGUUUACCGCUCCAUCGCCCUCUCCCUCGCACGCCGCCGCUUUGCCCGCGACCAUGGCUGCCAACCCGCCGCCGCCCUCAAGAUGCGCGACCCUAUCCUCGGCCUGGACGUCCUCCUCGCCAGCAUCACAGCCGGAAAAGAGCACCGCCUCCUCGACAUGCUGACCGCCCGCUUUGCCGAGACGGGCAGCGAGACCUUCACCUCCAAACGACUGGGCGCGCCUGCACUCAUGACCAUGGCCCCCGCCAACGUCAAAGCCAUCCUCUCCACGCGCUUCGACGACUUUGCCAUCGGACCGUUCCGGCAGCCCGCACUGCACGGCUUCCUCGGCGACGGCAUCUUCACCACCGACGGCAGCCACUGGGCCGCCUCGCGCGCCAUGAUCCGCCCCAACUUCGUCCGUGACCAAGUCGCCGACCUCAACGCCUUCGAGUCGCACAUCGAGGACCUGCUGGCUGCCAUUUCGUCCGCCACCGCCAAGCAGCCGUUCUUCGACCUCCAAGAGCUCUUUUUCAAAUUCACCAUCGACUCGGCCACCGAGUUCCUCUUCGGCAAGAGCGUCCGAAGCCUCCAUCCCAGUAGCGAUCAUGGCAACGCAGAGGCCCGCUUCGCGGAGGCCUUCACCGCCGCCCAGGCCGAAGGCCUCGACCUGAUCCGCCUCGGCCCGCUGGCGCAGCUCGUCGGGUCUAACCGCGCGCGCAUCAGCACGGGCGAGCGCGCCGUCGAUGUCGUGCACGCCUACGUCGAUCAGUUCGUCGACGAGGCGGUGCGCUUCCGGGAAGAGGAGGACAAGAAGAAGAAAUGGGAAGCAGGUCGUCGAGUCGCCCCCGGCACGGACAACGGCGUCUUCUCGCAGGAGAAGCAAGAGGACAGCUCCAAGGACGAGAAGAAAUACGUCUUCCUCCACGAACUGGCCACGCGCACAACCGACAAGCACCGCCUGCGCUCCGAGCUCCUCAACGUCCUCCUAGCCGGCCGCGACACCACCGCCAGCCUCCUCGGCAACCUCUUCUUCGUCCUCGCCCGCCAACCCGACGUCUGGCGCAAACUCCGCGCCGAAGUCACAUCCACCCUGCACGGCCGCCGCCCCACGUACGAAGAGCUCCGCAACAUGAAGUACCUGAAAUGGUGCCUGAACGAAUCCCUCCGCCUCCACCCCGUCGUCCCCCUCAACACGCGCAUCUGCACCGCCGACACCAUCCUCCCCACCGGCGGAGGCCCCUCCGGCCGCUCCCCCAUCUUCGUCCCCCGCGGCACCAUCGCCUCCUGGAACCUCCACGCCAUGCACCGCCGCCCGUCCGUCUUCGGGCCCGACCCCACAGCCUUCCGCCCCGACCGCUGGGAACGCCUCCGCUGCGCCGGCUGGGAGUACCUCCCCUUCAACGGCGGGCCCCGCGUCUGCGUCGGCCAGCAGUACGCCCUCACCGAGGCGGCGUACGUCGUCGUCAGGCUCGCGCAGGAGUUUGCGGAGCUCGUGCCGCGCGAUCCGCGCGAGGAGUGGCGCGAGCAGCUGGCGUUGACGCUGUGCGCGGGCGGCGGCGUGUGGGUGAGGUUCGAGAAGGGGGAGGCCGGGGCGGGGACGGAGGCGGAGGCGGAGGUGUGA
Molecule: messenger RNA, 1668 nt
Organism: Diplodia corticola
Lineage: Eukaryota; Fungi; Ascomycota; Dothideomycetes; Botryosphaeriales; Botryosphaeriaceae
Product: cytochrome p450
Exons: 2
Coding region: 1-1668 (555 amino acids)
Molecular function (GO): iron ion binding; oxidoreductase activity, acting on paired donors, with incorporation or reduction of molecular oxygen; monooxygenase activity
Source: RefSeq, a predicted model, not a curated record